Molecule: messenger RNA, 1846 nt
Organism: Eutrema salsugineum
Lineage: Eukaryota; Viridiplantae; Streptophyta; Magnoliopsida; Brassicales; Brassicaceae
Product: F-box/LRR-repeat protein At3g59250
Exons: 4
Coding region: 144-1649 (501 amino acids)
Molecular function (GO): protein binding
Source: RefSeq, a predicted model, not a curated record
GGUCUAAUACACUAUGUUAGAGAAGGAUGGGAAGAAGGGUAUCGUCUACGUAUUUCUUGGGAUGAUGUGUCUGAUUCUCUGUCAUCAUCUGCAAAUUCUUCAUUGCUUCUGCGUUUAAAUAACAAGGCUUUUUAAGUCUUGCUAUGUCUUCCAAAAGGAUGAAUCUUGGUUCCAGAGAUUUAAUUAGCGGUUUACCAGAUUGUCUUAUUUGCCACAUCUUGUCUUUCGUUUCCACUAAAGAAGCUGCCUCCACAUCUAUUCUAGCGAAACGAUGGAGAUAUCUAUUUGCUCUUACACCAAAUCUUGUUUUCGACGACUCUGUCUAUCAAAAUCCUGAAAUGGUUAACCAAAAGAAGUAUACUUUUCCGUGGAUAACCAAAAAAGAGAGUAAAAUUCCUAGAAGUUUUGUGGAUUUUGUGGAUAGAGUAUUGGUCUUGCACCAGAAUCCUCUUUUAAACAGAUUCUCUCUUAAGUGUGAAGAUGUUGUUCAUCCAGCUAUUGCCAUUGGUUGGAUACUCAAGGUGUUGGAUCGUGGUGUAUUAGAUCUUGAUCUUCAUUUCUCCACGGAAUUGCAUUGUCCGCUUCCUUCAGAGAUGUUUGUGAGCGAGACUUUGGUUAGGCUGAAAAUAGGAGUUAGAGAUGUUCUCGCCAUUGAUGUGAAAGAUGUUUUUCUUCCAAAUGUUAAGACCCUCUGUCUUGAUUAUGUCAUGAUCAAGAACAGUGAUUUUGCUAAGCUUCUUUCGGGUUGUAAGGCGCUUGAGGAGUUAGUUCUGAACAAUUUGUUCGAGGUUAGGUACUCUUGCUCUGUUUCUAAUAAAACCAUCAAGAAACUAAUGGUUUGUCGUUCGAGAACUUUUGAUGAAAAUCACAAGAGAGUGUCAUUUGAUACACCAAAUCUUGUCUACCUCGAAUAUUCUGAUACUAUUGCAGACAAGUAUCCCAAAGUUAAUCUUAAUUCGCUUGUUGAAGCUAGUCUCGAUCUCCGAAUGACAUCUGAUCAGAUCUUCAAGGCAACUUAUGAAAUACCAGCUCCGGAAGAGAUGGUUGGUAAUGCAACAAAUUUUCUUAUGGGAAUAUGCAAUGUCAAGAUCCUUUACUUGUCUGAUGCCACUCUUGAGGUACUUACUUACUGCUGUAAACCAAUGCCGGAAUUCAACAACCUGAUUCACUUAACCAUUCAGACUGACCCAGAUGUAGCUUGGAAAUCAUUGCCGGCUCUACUCAAGAAUUGUCCAAAACUUGAAACCCUCGUCUUUGAAGGACUCCAUCAUAGAUAUGCCAACUGUGCGGAAGAGGACGGGUGCUUGUGCAAACCCUGUGAGGAUACUACUACUUGCCUAUCAUCAAGUCCGGUGAAGGUUCUAAAGAUAUUGAAGUUUGGAGAAAUCUUUGAUGAUUAUGACAUAGAGGAGCAGAUAAAGCAGGUCAAACACUUCCUAGAAACAAUGCCGAAUCUUGAACAACUUAUAUUGUACUAUGAUACAUCUUUUGACGAAGAUGUGAAUGAAGUGUCAACCCAACUUCAGCGGCAUCCUAGAGCAGCUUCUUCCAAGUGCAAGAUUCAAGUAAUCUCAGAUAACCUCUGCUUGUCAUCUACUGUGCCGUCCACAGUAACGACAAAAUGGGAUUGUCUUCUUUCUGGUUUCUGAGGUCUCUUUAGAAGAACCUUUUUUGCUAAAAGAUCUAAGCUCUAAUCAAAGAUUAUUUUUGGUUAGUAAAGACUUGUUUCCUUAUGCUUUGUCCUGUUGGCUGACAUUGGUAACUUGAUGUUUUGUUAGUAUCAACUCGUUUGUUGUUUAACUUUUAUCUCUUCUUGGUCAUUGGAACUGCAUCAUGUUUAAUGGUU